Lycium ferocissimum is the source of this 1647-nucleotide messenger RNA. RefSeq lists its product as uncharacterized. The record is from RefSeq and is a predicted model, not a curated record. NCBI's taxonomy places the organism in Eukaryota, Viridiplantae, Streptophyta, Magnoliopsida, Solanales, Solanaceae. Gene Ontology annotation, cellular component: nucleus; nucleolus. The coding region runs from base 111 to 1439 and encodes 442 amino acids. The transcript has 14 exons.
UGCUUCUUCUAAAACUCUUCCUUCCAAUCAGAACAAAACCCUGUUACAGCCUUUUCCCGCCGCCGUCAUAUUCCGGCGGACAAUUGUAGCUUUAUUUAGGAGGCAGGAAAAUGGGCAAGUCUACGAAAAGAUCGAGGGAAGUAGUGGAGAGUGAAAGCAACUCUGAAUUUGAGAAUGAUGAAAUAUUGAAUGCGAUGUCAGAUGAUGCUGAGAACUUUGAUGACGACAGCAACGACAACAAUGACUCUAGUGACAAUGAUGAUGACGAUGAUGUUGACCAUUUCGACAAUGAAGAUGAAAGUGGAGAACAAGAGGAAGAGGAAGAUGAGGAAGGAGAUCAAGAAGAAGAAGACGAAGAUGAGGAAGGAGAUCAAGGAGAAGAAGAAGAAGAAGGAGAAGAAGAGCGAGAGAAACUGAUGGAGGCCCAUAAAAUUGCUGAAAUGGAAGAACUUGAGAAAGAAAUUAUGGAACUUAGGCACAAGGAACAAGAUCUUUUGAAGAAUCUGACGCGACAUAAGGAUGAGGAUAUUCUCAAAGGUCAAGCAGUUAAAAACCAGAAGGCUCUCUGGGACAAGACACUUGAGCUAAGAUUCUUGCUGCAAAAGGCUUUCUCGAACUCCAAUAGACUUCCGCAGGAACCAAUUAGGUCUUCCUUUUGUGAUUCAGAGGACACAGUUAAAGAUGCAUAUACAGAUCUACUUGCAUCUUCCACAAAAACCUUGGAUUCUAUACUGGAAUUGCAAGAGGUACUACUGCAGAAGAAUCCAUCAAUUACUCAAUCAGUGGACGUUAAUUCUGCUAAAAGGUCGAAGCUUUUGGAAGAUUCUGUUAAGUCAAAUGGUGAAGUUGAUGAAGAUUGGCAGAAGAUUUCUCAAAUGCAUUCAAGGAUGGCUGCUUUUAGGGACAAAUCAAUAGAUAAAUGGCAGAGAAAGACCCAGGUGACCUCUGGUGCUGCCGCCAUCAAAGGCAAAUUGCAAGCAUUUAAUCAGGAUAUUAGUCAACAAGUAGCUGGUUAUAUGAGGGAUCCUAGCAAAAUGAUAAAAGGCAUGCAGCAAAGUAGAUCGGCAGUUGCACUAUUUGGAACUGUUCUAGAUGCUUCUGGCAAUGGAGAGGGUACAAACAUGGAUGGUGAUCCGGAACUUCUGGAUGACUCUGAAUUCUAUCAGCACUUGCUGAAGGAGUUUUUUGAGGCAAUAGAUCCUGCAUCAUCCGAGACGGCAUUCUAUGCUCUGAAGAGACUGCAAACGAAGAAACGAAAAAUUGUUGAUCGCCGUGCUUCAAAGAGUCGUAAAAUCCGGUAUAAUAUUCAUGAAAAGAUUGUCAAUUUCAUGGCUCCUCAUCAGCCUGUAAAUCUUCCACCAAUGGCCUCCAAAUUGUUUGAGAAUUUGUUCUCAGGCGGCUCUACCCCGAGGCCACUUGCUUUAGGUUCCCAAAAUUGAAGUCUCCUAGAGUUAUUCCUAUUAGAUACGGAGUAUACGAUAUGUAAUUGUAAUAUUUAUUACUUUGUACUUAUAAUAUCAUAAGUAGAUCUUAACGUUAGUUUGUUAUUUGGGCCGAGUUAGUUAUAGACUAAAGAGGUAGAUAAUUGCAUCUGCAGUAACUUCAUUCUUUCUUGUUUUUGAUUGAAAACUGAAUCAAUUCCUUUUA